Messenger RNA from Eimeria tenella, 756 nucleotides. RefSeq lists its product as uncharacterized. Gene Ontology annotation, molecular function: ubiquitin-protein transferase activity. The transcript is spliced from 4 exons. The record is from RefSeq and is a predicted model, not a curated record. The coding region runs from base 1 to 756 and encodes 251 amino acids. Lineage: Eukaryota; Apicomplexa; Conoidasida; Eucoccidiorida; Eimeriidae.
AUGCAAGUACUGACGGCAACAACAGCAGCACCAGCAGCAGCAACACUGGUAGCAGCGGACGGAACGGGAGCAGCAGCAGCAACAGCAGCAGUAGCUGCUGCGGUGCGCCAAGGCCUGGGAGAAGUCGUGCCGCUGCAGAUUGUCGACCUGCUAGAGCCCCCUCAGCUGCAGCGCCUCAUCUGCGGCAGCCCCUCGAUAGACCUGCAGCUUUUGCGCAGCCACACGAAGUACACCGGCUACGCGGAGUCGGACAAGCAAAUAAAGUGGUUUUGGAGGGCUUUGGAGUCUUUUUCGCAAACAGAACGGCAAAGCUUUCUGCGGUUUGUCUGGGGCCGCUCGCGGCUGCCGCCAGCCCAAGCUGCGUGGGACCAGGAGAUGGAGGUGGCUCUGAAGGCUCCUGCUGCUCGUGUCCCGCGGCCCCAGCCUGCUGCUGCUGCUGCUGCUGCUGCUGCUGAGGAGGAGGCAGAGCAGCAGCAGCAGGAGGGGAACUCGCCCCCCACCAUCACCACGCCGGCCAACGGCGAAGCAGCACGCGCACGAUUCAGCCCCACACCUGCUGCUGACGCGCUGCUGCUGCAGCAGCUCACUGAUGAAAUGCUGCCGCAGUCCCACACCUGCUUCUUCCAGGUGGACCUGCCGCCGUACUCGAGCUACUCUGUGCUGCGGCGGAAGCUGCUGUACGCCGUGACUGAGGGCAUAGCCAUUGACGCUGACAACACAGCAGACGCAGCCAACUGGGACUUGGAGGGAGACUAA